Messenger RNA from Caenorhabditis remanei, 345 nucleotides. RefSeq lists its product as uncharacterized. Lineage: Eukaryota; Metazoa; Nematoda; Chromadorea; Rhabditida; Rhabditidae. The coding region runs from base 1 to 345 and encodes 114 amino acids. The transcript has a single exon. The record is from RefSeq and is a predicted model, not a curated record.
AUGGAAGCCCGGUUCAGUUUCGGCCGUGGUCGUUCGAAUCGUUUGAGUAUCGUUCCAUGGCUCUUAUUCAUUUGGAGUGGGACAGUAUCGAUGGAUUUGGAUCGACUCACGGAUGGCCUGAAAAGGAUUCUGCCACAGGAAAGACAAGGAUUCUGGAACAAACAAUCGACAAGUGUCUGCAACAAUCCGGAAUUCGUGAAGGACAAGAAGUUCGUCAUUUCUGUAACCGAGGAACAAAUCGUGACAAGUGUUGACAAUUCAGCGCAAGCUGAGUCUGAUAUGCAACCAGGACAGUACAGUCUGGAAUCAGUGGUCAACUCAAUGCAUUGGGCAUUGAUGGGAUAA